UCUGCCUUAACUUCACGCGCUCGUCGUCCACGACCGCAGGUUGUCCGCGACCACCACGCCCGCAUAUGCUGUCCCGCGUCUUGCGCCCGAGCUUCAGCCCCGCUAGGUCCCUUGCACGCGCCCGGCCCUCGACGUUCUCCCCGCUGAUCGUGCGCGCGAUGUCUUCUACUCACGGCGAGCUGGCGCAUCGGCCGCAGCCGGACAAGGUCCUGCAGGACAUUGCGGACUAUGUGCACAACUACAAGAUUGACUCUGAGCUUGCGUACGAGACGGCACGCCUGUGCUUGAUCGACACCAUUGGGUGUGGAUUGGAGGGCCUGCGAUUCCCAGCGUGCUCCAAGUUGCUGGGUCCUGUGGUGGAGGGGACAGUGGUGCCCAAUGGCACCAAAGUCUUUGGAACCAACUACCAGCUGGAUCCCAUCCGCGGCGCGUUUAACAUCGGUACGAUCAUCCGAUGGCUGGACUUCAACGACUGUUUCCUCGCUGCUGAAUGGGGUCACCCAUCUGACAACCUCGGCGCCAUCCUCGCCGUCGCGGACUGGCUCACGCGCUCGGGCAAGACCUUCACCGUACACGACCUCCAGGAGGCCAUGAUCAAGGCGCACGAAAUCCAAGGCGGCCUCGCGCUCCUCAACUCCUUCAACCGUGUCGGCCUCGACCACGUCGUGCUCGUCAAGGUCGCCUCCACCGCCGUCGUUUCCAAGAUGCUCGGCCUCACGCGCGACCAGACCGUCGACGCCGUCUCGCAGGCCUUCGUCGACGGCCAGUCGCUCCGCACCUACCGGCACGCGCCUAACACGGGCCCGCGCAAGUCCUGGGCCGCCGGCGACGCGUGCUCGCGCGCCGUCAACCUCGCGCUGCUCGUGCAGAAGGGCGAGAAGGGACUGCCCUCGGUGCUCACCGCGAAGACGUGGGGCUUCUACGACGUGCUGUUCAAGGGCCGGGCCUUCGAGUUCCAGCAGCCGUUCGGGUCGUAUAUUAUGGAGAACGUGCUGUUCAAGAUCUCCUUCCCGGCGGAGUUCCACGCGCAGACGGCCGUGGAGGCGGCGCUGAUCUUGCACGAGCGGCUGAAGGUGCUCGGGAAGACGGCGGAGGAUAUCAAGGCCGUGCGCAUUCGGACGCAGGAGGCCGCGGUGCGCAUCAUCGACAAGCAGGGCCCGCUGGACAACUUCGCUGACCGCGAUCACGCGAUCAACUACAUGGUCGCGUACCCGCUGAUUUUCGGCGAGUUGACGUCGGAGAGCUACACCGACGAAGCCGCCGCGGACCCGCGCAUCGACGCGCUGCGCGCAAAGAUUUUCUGCGUCGAGGACAAGCGGUUCAGCGUCGAUUACCACGACCCCGCGAAGCGGUCCAUCGGCAACGCGCUCCUCGUCGAGCUCAACGACGGCACGGUCCUCAACGAGGUCGAGAUCGAGUACCCCGUGGGCCACAAGCGCCGCCGCGCGGAGGGCACGCCGCUGCUCAUGAACAAGUUCCAGAGGCAUAUCUCGCACCACUUCGACACCGAGCAGCAGAAGCGGAUCCUGGAUACGGUCACGGACGCACCGUCGUUUGCGAAGCUGCCCGUCGAUAAGUUCACGGAGCUCUUUAUCAAGCAGUGAAAGGCGCGCCAUGACGCUAGAUCGUCACGCUGACGAAAGGAUUGUACAUCUACAAUUGCAACCAAAAUUAUCUGUACCAAUAUCGAACAAUGCUACCUUGAACUUGUUGGACUACAGUUCGUAGCAAGGCAGGCAUCCAUAUCAUCGUUGUGUGACGAGAAAGAAUCUCGAUCACUUCUUCGUGAAAUAGCUAGACAACUUCGACAUGCCCUCCG
Molecule: messenger RNA, 1819 nt
Organism: Schizophyllum commune H4-8
Lineage: Eukaryota; Fungi; Basidiomycota; Agaricomycetes; Agaricales; Schizophyllaceae
Product: 2-methylcitrate dehydratase
Exons: 5
Coding region: 66-1604 (512 amino acids)
Cellular component (GO): mitochondrion
Molecular function (GO): 2 iron, 2 sulfur cluster binding; 2-methylcitrate dehydratase activity
Source: RefSeq, a predicted model, not a curated record